AUGGCAGCGUUUAAAAUCCUAACUGCUUAUUUGAAGCCAAGGCGCGCCCGCCUACCUACGCUUACCUACUUACGUUCACUUGCCUACGCCCACCUGCCCAUGCCCACCUGCUUACGUUCACUUGCCUAUGCCACCUGCCUACGCCCACCUGCCUACGCCACCUGCCAUGCCCACCUGCCUACGUGCCCACCUGCUACCCACCUACCUACGCCACCUGCCUACGCCCACUGCCCACUGCCUACCUACCUACCUCCUACUGCCCACCUGCCUACGCCACCACCUACACUACCCACCCUCCCUACGCCCACCUGCCUACGCCCACCUGCCACGCUCCCCUACCUACGCAUGCCUACGCCCACCUGCCUACGCCCACCUACCUACGCCCACCUACCUACGCACCUGCCUACGCCCACCUGCCUACGCCCACCUGCCUACGCCCCCACCUGCCCAUGUCGCCUACCUACGCUCCCUGCCUACCCCACCCUGCCUAUGCCCACCUACUUAUGCCCACCUACCUACGGCCACCUACCUACGCCCACCUACCUACGCGCCACCUGCCUAUGCCCACCUACCUACGCCCACCUGCCUACGCCCACCUGCCUACGCCCACCUGCCUAUACCUACCUACGCCCACCUGCCUAUACCUACCUACGCCUACCUACGCCACCCUACAUGCGCCCACCUACCUACCACACCUGCCUAUGCCCACCUACCUACGCCAUCUACCUACGCCACCUGCCUACGCCCACCUAUUGUGCUGUGCUGGCGCAGCGGUAA
Messenger RNA from Penaeus vannamei (Pacific white shrimp), 777 nucleotides. RefSeq lists its product as uncharacterized. NCBI's taxonomy places the organism in Eukaryota, Metazoa, Arthropoda, Malacostraca, Decapoda, Penaeidae. The record is from RefSeq and is a predicted model, not a curated record.